AUUUUUGUUCACUGAACAGAAUGAACAGUGAUAUAUCUGCCUCUUUGUAUCCUCUCAAAGUAGACAUUUGACUUUUUAUCUUUCACAGAACUGCCAGUUUUUGUUUAUUUGAUUUUAUUUUUAUGUAGCACAAAUGAAAUAGCACAAGUUGUGUAAUCAGGGUCACAGUGUCCAAAAGAAGCAAUUACUUAUACUAUGUAGAUUUUGAUUUAAAAAAAUUCACUAUACAAAUGAAUCCCUGAAUUCUGAAUUACUUUCCCCCAUGUUGGCUUAAAAUAGGCAAUUGAAAAAAGUGCAAGAUAUGAUAUAAAAAGAAUAUUUUAUGUAUAUUUUAUUGGUCAUCAUCGGGUGAAUAAUCGUGAGAUGAUAUUCUGAAAGUUUUCUUCCAUUGUUCUGGUGCAGCACUGAAGAUGUGGCUCCAUGAUUUGAUCUUUAAAGUAAGCUGAAUGGAACAUUUUAUGUGCAGUCUGUCUGAUAAUGUACUGUAUGUUCCCUUCAGUCAGUCAACACACAGCCCCAAUUACCAUGAAGAAAGUGCUGCCUGUUGGCCACUAGGUGUCAGUGUACCUCUUGAGUUGCCUUCACUGCAGAUGUCAGCCUUAUGUAAGAAUGAUAUGAUACCCAUAAAAUUCAUAUUUGUGAAACAUCCCAGAAUCCUUUCUAAAGUAUCUUUUGUCUGACUUCUCCGAAAAAAAUGCUACGCUUUCCCCCCCUCCAUUUUUACUUUGUGAAAUGUACGAUAAUAUUAAUCAUGCAAAUCACUUGGUCUAAUGUGUUGUUGCCUUGGCUCUUCCUGAGUUCCAGAGAGCAUCAUGGUGUGGUGAUUUUAACAGCAGUUCCAAUGUUAAGUUAUUAAAAUGUCUUAGCUCUUGCUUCAUUACUUACAUGCACUAGUAACUGGCCACUCAUCCGAACUGGAAGCUCAUCCUAGCAGCAUGUAUACCUAUGACAACAUGGUUGUUAUGUAUUAUCUGCCUCACUUAUAUCUCACUUAGAACAUAAGUAACUAUGAAACAAACAAACAUAAAUUGUGUGGCUGAGGUCAUAUUACCAAAAAUACAUCUGUUGAGGUAUAUAUUUCUUAAAUAAUUGACUUUUGUUCCAUCUAUAGUGAUUUAUGCACAUCAGUAACAUCACCCUUAACCAGACUUUUAAAAGUUCUAUGAAAUUUCUGUGUUUAAGAAACACAGUAAUCAAUAUCAGCAACAGAACUGCAUAGUAAUGUUACUGUAAAGAACAGUCUUGCAAAAAGUUUGAUAUUUACUUUUCGACAUUCUUUUUUCGUUGUUGAGUUAACAUACCAUCUCAAACAUAUUAACACCUGUUUAGAUUAAUCGCAUAAGUAGUUUUUACUACUGCAUGGUUCCAGUGCAGACAAGUUUGUGAUACCCCCUUUUAUGAUCUUUUCUGGCCACCGUAGUUUUCAUCAACUGAGCGCAAAGUGUAACUUACUGUAGUGUGCCGGGACAGCAAAGGGAAGUUAGGAGUAUACCCACAUUUAUAAAGGGGACCCUUUAUCCUGGAAUCUCCAGUUUGUGGUUCUUAAAGUUUGUCCUUGAAAAGCCUCUUUUGGUUUUCCUCCCCCUGUUGUCUCAUAUGGGGAGUUGCAUUCCAAGCUGCAUCCAGCAGAGAAGCAAUAUUCCUGUCUCAGGGCCUGUGCAUCGCUCCAUGGGCGUCCUGGCACCUCUCACCCUGUGUAUCUGAAAGUCGUUGUGUGAUUGCCUUCAAAUAAUUGCACUUCUUUGUUUUGGUAGAACAGUUCAGGGCGUAUGCCCUCCACCAGUUGUGGAAUUCACCACAUAUAGGUCUUAUCCCAAACAUUGUGACAAUAAUAGAUUUAUGCCACAAAAGUGAAUCAAGAAUAUGAGUGCUUAAAUUUUCUGAGAUGAAUAUGAGGUAGCCAUUACACUGUGACCUAGACCAAGCAUAGCACUGAUGUGUGUUCCACACUCCGAUCUGGGGAGGUUACUCUGUUUCGUUCCACGGUGCAAAUACUUUACGGUAGUUUUAUAAUGAGGUAGCCAUCCUGCUAGAUGAGGCGGAAGAGAUCUACCCAUGUGGCCUGAGCCGGUGCUAGCCAGAGAUGAGGAGCACAGCGGGGCCAAAGAGAGCAGCCGGUCAUUCUGGCUAGCAGUCAGAGAUGGCUCCGGUUACGGCCUGCUGUGAUCGAGAGAGACUGCUGGUGCAGAAGAGGCACAGGGUGAAGGUUGGAGCGGGGUGGUCACCAGGGUGUCCUUCUACACCUCACCUUGGCUAGAGGACGAGUGAGCAGAAUCCUGGACGAACGUAUCCAUGCUUCACAUAAAAGACCCACGUUAUUUUUUCUUACAUGUCUUCUGGGAGCACCAACCAUCCAUCGAUCUUCCAACCAUUUAUCCCAAAGAGUAAGGAAGGGGCACAAGGCACGGCUACGCCCAGGGCAACAGGUGGGAAAAGCCUGCUCAAGAACAUCUUAUCUGGCCAAAUCAAAACUGUCCAAACAUAUGGGAAGUGGAAACCACCUUAGACUUCAUUCCUUGCCACCCUUAAUCAUCUGUAGUUCUUGCCUCUGUGUGUUCUAACCUCCCUGGCAGACCUUAUACAAGAAUGAAGUUAGCGUGUUAAGGAUGGAGGAAUCUAGCCUGUGCCUUGGUGUGUCUUCGGCGAUUCCGGAAGCUGACGGCCAUCUCAAAAACGCCGCUCUCAAUGGCCGCUAUCCCAUUAGCCAGAAGAUGCACCAGCUGACCACUCAGCUGGGCCAUGCAUUCCCUGACUUCCCCAAGAGACAGCAGAUCCCAGAGGAAAAAGCAGCCACCCCAUUGGAUGAGAAAAGCCGCACGGCUCUCCCCGGCCAGCACAUCAACAGUCAAAUGGCACUGCUAGCCAACCAGCUCAACAGGGACAUUGAUGCAAGUAGCUUGGGUUUGAAUGGAAGAGUGGAUCUCCAACAGUUCCUGAAUGGGCAGAACAUAGGCAUCAUAUCCCAGAUGAAUGACAUUGAGGAGGAUGCCCGCAAGAACAGGAAGUACCCGUGUCCUCUGUGUGGAAAGAGAUUCCGCUUCAAUAGCAUAUUAUCGCUGCACAUGCGCACUCAUACUGGGGAGAAACCUUUCAAGUGCCCUUACUGUGACCACAGGGCUGCACAGAAGGGCAACCUGAAGAUUCAUCUCCGCACACAUAAGCUGGGGAAUCUUGGAAAGGGCCGUGGCCGAGUGCGUGAGGAGAACCGGCUUUUGCACGAGCUGGAAGAGAGGGCCAUCUUGAGGGACAAACACCUGAAAAAGGGUCAAAUGCAGCCCCAGACAGAUAUAAAGCCUGUAACUCCGGCUGUCUCACAUCAGCAGCUGCCUGUGCAGUUCCAGUAUCAACCACCCAAUUCUGAUUGCAGUCACCCUGCACCAAGCAGUCUGCUCUCUGCUGAAAGCCUGUCACAACCAUCACCGUCCCCUAAGCCAGCCAACUCUCAUGAUGAGCAGGUCGCCCCGACCACGGGCUUCCGCUGCACCUUUUGCAAAGGGAAGUUCAAGAAGCGAGAGGAGUUGGACCGGCACAUCCGCAUCCUACACAAACCCUACAAGUGCACCCUUUGCGAGUAUGCCGCUUCGCAGGAGGAAGAUCUCAUCAGCCACGUGGAGAAGGCCCACAUUACUGCUGAGUCUGCCCAGGGGCAAGGGUUAAGUAACAACGGGGAGAAGACCACUAACGAGUUUCGCUGUGACGUUUGCGGUCAGGUAUUCAGCCAAGCCUGGUUUCUAAAGGGCCACAUGAGGAAGCACAAGGACUCUUUCGAGCAUUGCUGUCAGAUCUGUGGUAGGCGUUUUAAGGAGCCAUGGUUCCUGAAGAACCACAUGAAGGUCCACCUGAACAAAUUGACAAUCAAGAGCAAGCCGCCCAGCGACUCCGAGAUGUCCAUCAACAUGAACAACACCUCUCAAGAUGCUCAUGCCAACCUUUACUCUCGAUACAUCUCCUGCUUGCAGAGUGGUUUCCUCUCGGCUGAAAAAAUGAACUUGUCUGAUCAACACCAGAUGCUGACUAAAGCAGGUGUGGCAGUGAAGGAGAAGGAAAUGCUGGGAAAGCUGUUGGCUCCUGUAGCAGGUCUAAGCCAUGGAUUGACUGAGGGGGAAAAACAGUCUUUGUUUAGCUGCCUAAAUAUGGUACCCCCUCUAAAAUCUAGCUGCAUGGAGCGCUUACAGGCAGCGGCAAAGGUGGUAGAGAUGGAUCACCUCAACAGCUACCAGGCAUGGCAGAUCAUGGCCCGAGGUAUGGCUAUGGAUCGGCUGUACGCGCCCCAAGAUCAGCAGUGUGUGCCACGUAGCCAGGAUGAAGAGCUGACGAAGGGCACCAUGGCCUUUUCAAAAGAGAAGCACAACUAUCCAUUAAUUGGCUCUGAGGGCUCCAAGCAGUCGUCACAUUUGGAGGCAAUUCACAGAGCCAAGGGUGGUAGCAUAGCCUCCUGCAAGGAUGAUGGUGCCUUUGACGGUCACAGAGAGUUUGUGUCCCAUGCCAGCUUGGGUCAGACCCUCGAGUACAGUCUGGUUAACCUGAAGGAGAAACCUAGUGAGUGUGCCGACUGCGGUCGGGUUUUCAGAACUUACCACCAGAUGGCGGUCCAUUCUCGGGUGCACAGCAAGGAGCGUCGGCAUGCAGACGAGGGGAUCCAGCAGAGCGUGGGCCUGGACGAGCGCCGUGGCUCCGCCAGUGACCCGGAGUCUCAGUCCAUCAGCAGGUCCACCACCCCAGGCUCAUCUAACGUCACAGAGGAGAGUGGAACUGGCGGGGGCAUCUCCCAGACCGGCAGCGCUCAGGAAGACAGCCCACGUCCCUCCUCACCAUCCUCAGACGCCGGAGACGAGUCGGUAAGGCAGGUGGGAUUUGCUCCGCCCCCUACCCAGCACAGGGAGAGGGUGCCUGCGUCGGCCACAAAGGACUGCCCCUACUGUGGAAAGACAUUUCGGACAUCUCACCACCUGAAGGUCCACUUGAGGAUACACACAGGCGAGAAGCCAUACAGGUGUCCUCACUGCAGCUACGCUGGGACACAGUCAGCCUCGCUGAAGUAUCAUCUGGAGAGGCACCACAGGGAGAGACAGAAUGGUGCAGGCCCGUCAUCCGGACACUCCCCUGAGCACAAGGAGGAGCAGGCAGGAAGCAAGAACAGCCUCUUUAUCAGACCAGAUGUCCUGCGUAGUGUCUUUAAAGGCACAGCCAGCAGCAUGGACUUCAGGGGUGCCUCGGCACUGCCCCACCGGUGGACCCCUCCUGGGAUUAUGGCCCCAAAGGACCAGGAACAAGACUGCCAUAGAGGACCUUCUGAAAACCCCUCUGAGAACCUGAACAUCUCAGAUGGGUUACCAACGAGCAGGCCGGCAAGCUUCUCCGACCUCAGCCAGGCCUACCACGGCAUGCUGGGAAACGGAAGCAGCUUCCAAGGGGCCCUGCAGGCCUUCAUGGACAACUUCGCUCUGACUUCCUUGAAGAAGGACAAGGAGAUGAGGGAGAGCCAGCCGCCAGCGCAACAGCAGCAGAAUUUCAGCCAUGAGAGCGGCGAUGGGAAAGCCAAGAGAGGCGAGAAUAGCGGGGAAAAAACAGAUGCCAGGCCUUCCAAAGGCAAACCCGAGAAAUCACAGUAUGAACCGCUAGAUCUAUCUGUCAGGCCAGAUUCAGUAUCCCUGCCAGGAUCCUCCGUCACCAUCCAAGACAACGUGGUGUGGCACGGCUGCUUGUUUUGCUCCUUCAGAACUUCCUCUGUAGAGCAAAUGGUUCUCCAUUUGCAGGCCAAUCACCUGGGGAAAGGCAAAUACAAGGAGAGCAGUUCCUUGGAUGUGAAAGUCACAAGCAAGGAACUAACGGCCGAGUUUUCCCCCGUGAAUAAAGCCAGGCUGGCUCCAGCUGUUUGUCACCUUGGCAAUGAGGCCAUCUCCUCCAAGCAAGGCUCACAUGCAAAUAAAAUGAUCCAGCAAGAAAGAAUCAAGGAGGCUAACCAUUUGAACAGCGCCAUCAUGAGUGGCUUUCAGAAUGACUUCUACAAGCAGUUCAGUAUGUAUGAAACUUCCCGAGGUCAAGGUCCCCAAGGAUUUGGCCCCAUGUUCCCUGGGUCACUCGAUCAACAGAUGCAGGUUCCUGAGACUCUGAGCCGGAAAUCUGCUGGUCUGAGUGGGGGUGUCUCACCCACCGAGGAGCCGUCCGACAAAUCGUCUGACGAGAUUCCGUUCGGCGAUAUGGAGACGUCCACAGAGCAGGAGUGUCUAGAUGACAGACUUGCAAUGGCGGAUGACAGUAUGGAGCCCGUCACAGAGCCGCUGUCGUCUAAGGAAGCAGAGGAUGAGCCGGAAGAGGAGAAGAUGGAGGAUGAGGAAGGCGGGGGGGCCGAGGAGUUGGCGAAGGCGUCCAGCGAGAUUGACCCGAAGGUGGCCCCGAGACUGGAGGCUCCGGUGCCUCCCCAGCCUCCGCGUCUGGAGAAGCGAUGGCAAGGCCUUAGCCUCCUUUCAUCUCAUGGAGCCCCCACUGGGCUGCCACAAGCAGGCCAGACCCAUCUUGAGCAGCAGAUGAACAUGUUGUCUGUCCUGAGGGCGUACAGCACAGAGCGCCGAGCGGCGUUCAACGGCAUUGGAAACGGCUCAAACGGCACCAGUGGCACCAAGAGAUCAGACAUGUUUGUUCCUCAUUGGGUAGAACAGGAGGAGGAAGACCCUCAAGUCUCUGCCCCCAUGCUGGUCCAGGAAUGUAACCUAGGUGACAGUGAGAUGGAAGACUCUCUUAAAGGCUAGUGCACCACUACAGAGAAUGCAGCCCCUGAACACACCAUAAGGCCCAGCUGGAGAGAGCUUCUGUCAGUUACCAGUCAAGAAAUGAAGGAACAGUAUGAAACACUGAAAACCUGAUUUUGUCAGUUGUGGGAUGCAAAGCGAAUCUUUCAAAUGCAAUGCUUUUCUGUCAACUUUCUGAGCUCUGUGUGUGUGUGUGCGCGAGCAUGUCUUCACGCUGUUGACUGGCUAUUCGUUCAACUUUACAUUCCUCCUGACUGAUCUUACCUGCGGCUAGACUUUGCUCUCGCCUGGUCAAAUACGCCUCAGAUCAGCACUGUGCCAGGUGGGAAGCUCUUUCACUUUGGCAGCACUUCACCAGGAAUUGCAGGCAGCACGUUCUUCAGCACUCCAGGGUUACUAGAUAUUACAGUGCAGCAGCUCGUCACUCUCUUUGGUACUAGAGCUCAUGAUGUAGCCAUUCUUCUCAGUAAAGAGUUAUUUACAUUAAAUUAUCGAAGGACAAGAUGAUUUUAUCUAAAGAUUACACAAAUUACAGUUGUACACUAUGCCCAUUCAUAUACAGUAGCUGGAAAUUUUACUACUGUGAUUCAGGUGAAGUACCUCUGUGGUACUGUACCAGAGUGAGUACAAGACUCAGUGGUACUGUACCAGAGUGAGUACAAGACUCAGUGGUACUGUACCAGAGUGAGUACAGGACUCUGUUUGGGACUUUAAACUACAGAUAACUGGUUUGAGUCCUUUAAUUACCACUCCACUUGCUGCCCAGUAGCUAAACAGAACUCACUUAUGAUAUAAAAAAAAAGCUUCUCUGAGCCGUAGCUCUGUAGCAGCUUAGCAAUGCAGUACAGACUUCUGAGGGAGACCAUGUUCUUUAACUGGAAUGCAGUUUUUGGGCUGUUUUAAAAUUACGUUCCAUUUGUAUCUGCCAGAGUUUCAUGUAUGUUAGCUGACAAUCUAGUUGUUUACAGAACAGGGUCAUUGAAAUAAUGUCCAGGUCUGUUAUGGUAGCUGUUACAGUAAGUUCAUUCAAUUGGUCAGUUGCACUUUUUUGUGGAGACUAAGGACAACAGAUAUAUACAGUAUGGAAGGUGUGAUGGAGCACUCUGCGAGUUAAGCAUGAGUGUCAUACUUGCCGUUGAUUUUCUCCGAGUUCUCAAAGAGCUAAAUGUAUAAACAAAUAAUUAAUUAAAGAGAAAAAGAACAACAUUUUGAAUGUUGCAAAAAUUGCUAAAGUAACUGUCAUUAGUUUACAGAAUUGUAUCCAAAAUAGGUAGAUAUAUAGAAAAAUAAAAGAAUGUGAGAAAAUAUUGUUUUUUUUUAUUUACAUUUAUCUUGUUGACUUAAAGGACUAUAGUGGUUGAAAUGUUUAUGAAAUAUUGCCACCUGUCAAUGUUGCAAAGUAUCACUCACUACUGAUAUGGUUUGAUGUAAUAAAAAUAUAUAACAUGAAAAAGGAAUACAAAAUUAAAAAGAAUGUAGUUAUUGUUUAGCCUUAGAUACAACAAUACUCUGUAACAUCUACAAAAGUAGCUGAUUUAGAUUUAGCAUUUAGAAUGGGUUGUUUUUCAAGUACUGUACUUUUUGCCUUUUACAUAAACACUUUUGACAAUCUUUUCACGUGCUGUGAGAAUAUACCCAUGAUUCAUUUAGCAUAGAGGAAUUUUUAAUUUACGAAGGUAUUUUGCACUGUGAUUGUUUUCAUGAAAUAUUGGUUUUAACAAAUAUAGCAGUACUUAUCGAAUGAACUAAAAAAUAAAUAAAUGCGUGUUUGUGUGUCACUUGAAAUUGUGGAAAAAGUGUCUGUUUCCUGUGGAACACCCCCCACCCCAGUCAGUUUUCUUCAGUCUGUACAGUCCUAAAUCUCUUUGCAUAUUGAAGUUUAGGUAUUGUAUGGCUUUGAUAAAGACUUUGUUAUAUGAAUGUCAGUGAUGCACAUCAGAUCACACACAGUCUGUCAUGUGUUAAGGUGAGAUAUCCUGCUGAAAUCAUAAUCAAUUAUUUUGUUUCCCUUUCUGUUGAUGCGCAGAGGUUUUUCUCCAUAAUGACCUUUGAAUGAACUUAGUAUUAUUUGCCUUUAAAGUUGCCAAAAUCACCGUGUAAUUAAUUGAUGCAUAACACAUAUAAUAAUGAUCAUAAUAAUGUUUAAAAACGGUACCUUCGGUCAGGCAUUGGAUUCGGGGAUUGCGGUGGUGUGACGACCCACUAACAUCCAUUUUUCCCUUGUUUCUUUUUUGUUAUUUAAAAAAAAAAAACGUCUAAAAAUGACGUCCAGUGCUCGGUUUAUUUUGUUUACCCAGGAGGGCUGUCUAUUCGGCACUAACUAAAUGGAUUUCAGUGCAUUUCACAUUCCAGGAAGAUUUGUGACUUGUAAACUCUGUUGUAUUAUCAUGGCAGUACAAGUUUAAUGGCAGCGCUUUCCUUUUGUUACUAUGAAAACUGUACUUGCAAUAAAAAAGUGCUUUCAAA
Molecule: messenger RNA, 9215 nt
Organism: Paramormyrops kingsleyae
Lineage: Eukaryota; Metazoa; Chordata; Actinopteri; Osteoglossiformes; Mormyridae
Product: zinc finger protein 536-like
Biological process (GO): regulation of DNA-templated transcription
Cellular component (GO): nucleus
Molecular function (GO): RNA polymerase II cis-regulatory region sequence-specific DNA binding; DNA-binding transcription factor activity, RNA polymerase II-specific
Source: RefSeq, a predicted model, not a curated record